AUGGUUUAUAGAUACCUACAGAUAAUACCAGAUUUUUUUUUCUUUUUACUUAUUAAGGAAGCUUAUAGUUUAUACCAGUUUCUUAUUCUUUUUCUUUGUUCAUCUUUUUCUUCUUUGUCCAUCUUUUUUUAUUUGUUCUUCUUUUUCUUCAUUGUUCUUUUUUCUUUCUUCCUCUUUCUUUUUUCUUUCUUCCUCUUUUUUUUCUUUCUUCCUCUUUCUUUUUUCUUUCUUUUUCUUUCUUCCUCUUUCUUUUUUCUUUCUUCCUCUUUCCUUUUCUUUCUUCCUCUUUCCUUUUCUUUCUUCCUCUUUCUUUUUUCUUUCUUUUUCUUUCUUCCUCUUUCUUUUUUCUUUCUUCCUCUUUCUUUUUCUUUCUUCCUCUUUCUUUUUUCUUUCUUCCUCUUUCCUUUUCUUUCUUCCUCUUUCCUUUUCUUUCUUCCUCUUUCUUUUUUCUUUCUUCCUCUUUCUUUUUCUUCCUUCCUCUUUCUUUUUCUUCCUUCCUCUUUCUUUUUCUUUCUUCCUCUUUCUUUUUUCUUUCUUCCUCUUUCCUUUUCUUUCUUCCUCUUUCCUUUUCUUUCUUCCUCUUUCUUUUUUCUUUCUUUUUCUUUCUUCCUCUUUCUUUUUUCUUUCUUCCUCUUUCUUUUUCUUUCUUCCUCUUUCCUUUUCUUUCUUCCUCUUUCUUUCUUCCUCUUUCUUUUUCUUCCUUCUCUUUCUUUUUUCUUUCUUCCUCUUUCCUUUUCUUUCUUCCUCUUCCUCUUUCUUUCUUCCUCUUUCUUUUUUUUCUUUCUCUUUCCUUUUCUUUCUUCCUCUUUCUUUUUUCUUUCUUCCUCUUCCUUUUUCUUUCUUCCUCUUUCCUUUUCUUUAUUCCUCUUUCUUUCUUCCACUUUCUUUUUUCUUUCUUCCUCUUUCUUUUUCUUCCUUCCUCUUUCUUUUUCUUUCUUCCUCUUUCUUUUUUCUUUCUUCCUCUUUCCUUUUCUUUCUUCCUCUUUCUUUUUUCUUUCUUCCUCUUUCUUUUUUCUUCUUUCUUUUUUCAUUCUUUCUUUUUCUUUCUUCCUCUUUCCUUUUGUUUCUUUCUCUUUCUAUUUUCUUUCUUCCUCUUUCCUUUUCUUUCUUCCUCUUUAUUUUUUCUUUCAUUCUCUUUUUUUCUUUCUUUCUCUUUCCUUUUCUUUCUUCCUCCUUUUUUUUCUUUCCUUCAUCAGUCGCCACAUGCCAUUAGUAAAGUCUUUGAAGCUAUAA
Acanthosepion pharaonis is the source of this 1233-nucleotide messenger RNA. The record is from the annotation of a GenBank genome assembly. Lineage: Eukaryota; Metazoa; Mollusca; Cephalopoda; Sepiida; Sepiidae.